CAUGACGCCGCCCGUUCAAAAUAUCGGUGGACUCGAGGAAGUACAGCAGCUGACUGGUCAAGAAAAUACUUGAUGUAAAUGUACAUUAAUUUGACUCUGCACUUAAAACCGGACAGCAGGCCUCGUGUGAGGACUCAUCAUGUCUCUGCUCGCAGUGGGAAGCAUACUGCUGCUGCUGUUUGGAUAUUCACUCGGGGCGCCUCCGUCAUUCAGCGUGGAUUACAAGAAUGACUGCUUUCGGAAGGAUGGGGAAGAGUUUCGUUACAUAGCAGGAAGCAUCCAUUACAACAGGGUCCCCAGAGUCUACUGGAAGGAUCGACUGCUUAAGAUGUACAUGGCAGGACUGAAUGCCAUCCAGACGUACAUCCCCUGGAACUAUCACGAGGAGUCUCCGGGCCUCUACAAUUUUAGCGGAGAAAGGGAUGUGGAAUAUUUCCUUAAGCUGGCCCAAGACAUCGGCUUACUGGUCAUCCUUCGGCCUGGUCCCUACAUAUGUGCAGAGUGGGACAUGGGUGGGCUGCCUGCCUGGCUUCUCAACAAGAAAGACAUUGUGCUGCGGUCCUCAGAUCCAGAUUACAUUGCAGCAGUAGAUAAGUGGAUGGGGAAGCUACUGCCAAUGAUAAAGCCAUUUCUCUACCAGAAUGGAGGUCCUAUCAUCACUGUGCAGGUGGAGAAUGAGUAUGGCAGUUACUUCGCCUGCGACUACAACUACAUGCGUCACCUGUCCACGCUGUUCCGCUCUCACCUGGGAGAGGAGGUGGUGCUCUUCACCACAGAUGGAGCUGGGAUCGGCUACCUCAAGUGUGGCACAAUACAAGGUCUCUACGCCACUGUUGACUUUGGGCCAGGCGGAAAUGUAACUGCUGCCUUCGAGGCACAGAGACACGCUGAACCUAGUGGACCUUUGGUGAACUCUGAAUUUUACACUGGCUGGCUGGACAACUGGGGGUCACCUCACUCCGUCGUGUCGUCUGCCAGAGUGGCCAAGUCCCUCAACGAGAUCCUGGCCGCUGGAGCAAAUGUCAACCUGUAUAUGUUCAUAGGAGGAACUAACUUUGGAUACUGGAAUGGUGCCAAUGCACCAUACUUGCCGCAGCCCACAAGCUACGACUACGAUGCCCCGCUCACAGAAGCAGGAGACCUCACAGAGAAGUACUUUGCUAUACGAGAGGUGAUCAAAAUGUACCAUAAGAUACCAGAGGGACCAAUACCACCAACAACUCCAAAGUAUUCCUAUGGGACUGUUGUUAUGAAAAAGCUCCAGACGGUACUAGACGCUUUAGAAAUACUGUCUUUCUCCGGGCCCAUCAAAAGCUUGAAUCCUCAGACUUUCGUUGAACUGAACCAGGCCUUUGGUUUUGUGCUCUACAGGACGACUCUGCCUGUUAACUGCAGCACACCAACUCCACUGUCGUCCCCGCUGAACGGCGUUCAUGAUAGAGCGUAUGUGUCAGUGAACGGGGUGGCUGUGGGGAUUCUCGAAAGGAACAAAGCCCUAACUAUCAACGUGACAGGGACAGCUGGCAGUCAGGUGGACAUACUGGUGGAGAGCAUGGGCCGAAUCAACUACGGAAGAGACAUCAAUGACUUUAAGGGCCUGGUGUCCAACUUGACCCUGGGGACAGAUACGCUCCUUGGCUGGACCAUGUACAGUCUCAGUGUCGAUGAAGCAGUCAGUCGCGGCCUUCUCAGUGAAACCAAACCAACAGACCCACCUCAGCCUGCUGCUCUUUCCCUUCCAGCCUUCUACGAGGGAAGUUUCAUCAUUCCUGACGGUAUCCCAGACCUGCCCCAGGACACCUACCUCAAACUGCCCAAAUGGAGAAAGGGGCAAGUUUGGAUUAAUGGUUUCAACUUGGGACGUUACUGGCCGAGCCGAGGUCCUCAGUUGACUCUUUUUGUCCCGGCCAACAUCCUCAGCACAGCUGCACCCAACAAUGUGACUGUCCUGGAGCUGGAAGAGGCCCCCUGCAGCUCAGGGCCAUGCAGUGUGGAGUUUACUACAACCCACAUCCUGAAUGCAACAGUCCUGUCUGACUACAAACAGCACAGGAGACUCUUCAAUAAAGACGAUUUGUUGUGAUAAGAAGGGAACUCGCUGCUGCGCAAAAGGAAUCAAUUUGCACUUCUCGCUGAUGAACAAAUCCCAAAUGAGCACAUGCUGUGUGAGCUUGAUGUGUUGUUUUUUUUUUAUUUUAAAAAGCUGUAAUGUGUGAAAGAAGGUAAAUCUGGGACAUCAAUGAUUGAACGUGUCUUUAUGAAAAGUGUACAAAUACAUUUUUUGCCUUAUGUUUUAUUAAACCAUCACAUCAGCUCUACCUCGCUGAUCCUGUAUGACAUUUUUAUUGAAAACCUUUUUUUUUCUUCACAAAAAUUGGAUAUUGCCAAGUGAAGCACUGUCAAAUCAUCACAGCAGCCUGUAUUUCAGAGAAUGUGUUAUUUUUUUAUGUCACAGACUCAUCAGGGAAAUACUAUAUGUAUUAUCAUACAACUACAGGUGCACUGUGGGACUUCUGAUAUGUCCAUAGAUUAAAUGAUUUGUCCUGAUUAAAGCUAUAUUUAAUUUGUUGUAGUAAAGAUGGAGAAUGUAUGUGAAUCUCUGCCUAAACUGUGUCUUGGUGGCAGCUUUGGAAAUAAAAUGAAUGGGAAUAAUGGGGGGUAAGAUUACAAUAAUGGCUAUGAACUAAACUCUUUUUAACAAUAUUUUUCUUGAAUAAAUCAGCGGUAUGUGUA
Micropterus salmoides (largemouth bass) is the source of this 2733-nucleotide messenger RNA. It is a transcript of the gene glb1, whose product is annotated as galactosidase, beta 1. Gene Ontology annotation, biological process: carbohydrate metabolic process. Gene Ontology annotation, molecular function: beta-galactosidase activity. Gene Ontology annotation, cellular component: vacuole. The record is from RefSeq and is a predicted model, not a curated record. The transcript is spliced from 16 exons. Lineage: Eukaryota; Metazoa; Chordata; Actinopteri; Centrarchiformes; Centrarchidae. Bases 140 to 2083 code for a protein of 647 amino acids.